UUGUUCCACCGACGCAUAUGCCAAUUCCUCGACAGUGAUCCUAUUCAUACAGUCGAAAUUUCAUGGUGCCCGGGCCACAAGGACGUCGCAGGAAAGGGACGAACAGACUGCUUGGUAAAGAAAGGAGCAGAGAAAACAACAGAAGCCAUGGGCAGAACGAGGGCUAACACUAGAAGGGAACACUAGAAGAGUGGAGGAAGGCAUGGGAGGCCAGCCCUAAAUGGGGAUGCUACGCCAAUGGCAAAUAGAAUACUGCCGUCACUGAAGCCGACAUGCCACCUCAUAGACCUCGCAGCGAAAAGAGAGAUAUUCGGCCGAGUUCUUCAGUGCAGAACAGGCCAUGGACACAUAGGCGAGUAUUACUCACAAUUCGUGCCAGGUAAGGACGUUGACUGCCCUUGUGGAGAGACGUUUCAGACACGGGAGCACAUCCUGCAUGAAUGCCCCCUCUAUGAAGAGCAACGGGGGACCCUUCGGAACGUGUCAAGGACCGUGUACCUACCGGACAUCCUCGGCACCAAAGAAGGAAUCACAGCACUGAGCCAGUUCAUGGAAACCACAGGAGCGUUCACCCGGACGGGACAACUACGAAACGAGAGGCUCGCCCCAGAGCCAGAAGAAGAGGGAAAGUGGUGGGAAGAAGACGAGGGCGACACAGAAGACGAGCAUGGAUAGCUGCCGUGCACCCACCACACCAUGGAACAUGACCAACCCAGCCGGCACCCAAGACACGCUUGCAAAGCACCUCAUGGCUUCGGCCAACCGCAGAAUCAAACUGAUCAAUUAGCCCACCACAGGGGCGCAAAGUACCAUACAUGUCCAUUACUCUACUCCACAUUAC
Messenger RNA from Guyanagaster necrorhizus, 841 nucleotides. RefSeq lists its product as uncharacterized. The record is from RefSeq and is a predicted model, not a curated record. NCBI's taxonomy places the organism in Eukaryota, Fungi, Basidiomycota, Agaricomycetes, Agaricales, Physalacriaceae. Bases 238 to 675 code for a protein of 145 amino acids. The transcript has a single exon.